AUGAAGGGCUACUUGACUACUUCCGCCUUGGCUUUCUGCGCUUCCGCUGGCACCAAAAAAAUCCGUGGAGUUGUUGAGCCGAUCGUUGGUGGCUCCAUCUUGGGCGGCCCCAUGAUCGGUGGCCCCGUGAUUGGCGGCCCCAUGGUCGAACCCUUCAUUUGGGAACGCCCCGCCACGAUCAUCGAACGCCCCCAGAUCAUCGAACGCCCCCAGAUACUCGAGAGACCCACCUUCGUGGAACGCCCUCAGAUCAUCGAACGUCCUCAGAUUAUUGAGCGCGUCCCACACGUUAUCGAAUUGGAGCAGCCCAUGACCCAGAUCAUCGAACGCCCCCAGAUACUCGAGAGACCUACCUUCGUGGAACGCCCUCAGAUCAUUGAACGCCCUCAGUUCAUUGAACGCCCUCAGUUCAUUGAACAACGCCCCAUCGUCACGGAGACUACUCAGCGCGAGUUCAUAGAACACGCCCCCAUUGUCGAGCAUCUCAUUGAGCGCCCCAUCAUUGAGACCAGAAUCGAGAGACCCGUGUUCGAAACUAGAAUUGAACGCCCGAUCAUCGAGGAGAGGACGGACACGCUGAUCACCCACCCCACCUUCGAGUUUGAACUCCCUCAGCUUGUCGAGCGCCCCCAGAUCAUCGAGCGUCCUCAGAUAAUCGAACGCCCGCAGAUUAUUGAGCGCCCUCAGAUCUACGAGUACGUUCCCCAGUACAUCGACCAGGCCGUUCCCCAGUUCGUGGACCAGUACGUGCCGGCUAGCUCCGUCCACGGACGCUGGGCGGCCCUGCCUGGCGCCGUGAGCGAGUGGGACUUCCCUCGCACGCAGUUCCUCGCUUCCGUUGACGAGGUGGAGGAGACCGGAAACGAACUCCAGGCGCGUUUGGUUGAAGACGUCCUCGGGCGCGAGCUUGUGACCACUUCGGACUUAGUCCGCGGUGUUCCUCUGGACAUUUUCCGCACUGACUACGCCACGGCUCUGGGUUCGCCCGUCGGUGUUGACGAUCUUGCCGUCCGCACCGGUCUGACUAUCCGUCCCGAGCUCGCCCUGCGUCCUGAAUUGGCUCUCCGCCCGGAAGUCAUCCGCCGUGGUGCCCCCCUUGCCCUCAGGACUGACAGACUCCGUAGCGACCGACUUGGUGUGGACAGACUGGGCGUCGUCGACCGUGUGGGCGUCGAUCGUCUCGGUGUGGACAGACUUGGCGGCGGGCUCCGCGUCGAUGAACUCGCACUCCGUGAUGCUUACGUCGAUGCCGCUCUCAGGGAGAACCUCCUGAACGAUAAGCUCGUCCGGGAAGUGGAACGCCCGCGCCGUGUCUGGGACCGUGAGACCGUGGUUGACCUGCUUUCCGAGCAGGGCGAAGGUAUGGAAGCCCCCAAGGACACCGCUGAACCUGCCGUCGUAGAGGAGGUGGUCGCUGAAACCGAACAAUAG
Messenger RNA from Gregarina niphandrodes, 1431 nucleotides. RefSeq lists its product as hypothetical. The record is from RefSeq and is a predicted model, not a curated record. Lineage: Eukaryota; Apicomplexa; Conoidasida; Eugregarinorida; Gregarinidae. The transcript has 2 exons. The coding region runs from base 1 to 1431 and encodes 476 amino acids.